Molecule: messenger RNA, 1587 nt
Organism: Hydatigera taeniaeformis
Lineage: Eukaryota; Metazoa; Platyhelminthes; Cestoda; Cyclophyllidea; Taeniidae
Source: the annotation of a GenBank genome assembly
AUGGACAGUGUUCGGUUAGCGAAGUUGUUUAGUGAUUUAGAAGAACUAGAGGCAGCGGCUGAGAAGGUAGUGAGUGGCCAAGAAAAAUGCAAGUUGUAUGAAAUGAACCGGAGGAAAUCCCAAGAGGCUUUAAAUCGACUGAAUGACACCAAUACCCCAAAUAGGGUCUGGGCUUGUCUUUCUCAUCAGUUUUUCAAAGUUCCCAGGAAUGGUCUCAGAGCUGCUCUUAAAUCAGACAUUAAUACUUUGGCUGCCGAAAUCAGUUCUCUUAGAAACGAAAUCAAGCAUGACUUGGAGAAUUUACGUAAACUUGAAGGAGAGGAUCCUCUGAAGGGCUUCAAUCUGAAACCUCUCACCAGAGAUGAAAUAUCCGCUCAGCGCAUGAAUCGUUUCUUUGGUCCGGCGAUGACUCUUUGGUUUCUCUUCACUGAUUUUUUCCCCUUCAUCACUGCAUUGACCAUGCAGGAUCAGAUCAUUUCAAAGCCACCACAGGACAAAUCGCACAGACGAUAUAAUCCGCUGGCCCAGGAGUGGGUCGUUGUCUCCCCGAACCGCAUCAAUCGGCCUUGGUCCGGGGCUGUUGAGAAAACAUCGUCUGUUUCUGGUGGCGGUGAUACCUCCCAGGCAUCUCAGGGUUGUGGGAAGUCUAAUCCCCUGGCCCCAGGGUCAAUACGUUCCAGUGGAGCAGUGAAUCCCCUCUAUGAGUCUACAUUUACCUUUCCCAACGACUUCCCUGCCUUCUCAGCACGUUCAGGAGAGGGAGCAGGAGAUUUAACAGAAGAUGCAAGGAAGGCGCAAUCCAAGGACCCUCUGUUCGCUUGGGCUCCUGCGACAGGGGAGUGCUACGUGACCUGCUUUCAUCCUCGCCCUGACCUUACCUUAGCUCUCAUGACCCACGGGGAAAUUAUCAAGGUAAUCGAGGAAUGGGCUCAUCUUACUCGCCAAUGCGCUGACCGCGGGUUUCAGUGGAUCCAGAUAUUUGAAAACCGCGGUGAGAUUAUGGGCUGCUCGAAUCCUCAUCCGCAUUGUCAGGCAUGGGUAAGUGACUUUAUUCCCACGCGAGCACUUCGUAGCGAUUACGGUCAAGAAGACUACUACUCCCGUCACGGGACUCUCUUGCUUCUCGACUACGUGAAACGCGAAUUAGCCUUAAAAGAACGCAUUGUGGUGGCCAAUGCCGAUUGGGUAGUUCUCGUGCCUUGGUGGGCGGCCUGGCCCUUUGAAUGUCUCAUAACUCCACUUCGACGUCAUGUCUGUCGACUGGAUGAGUUAAGCCUUGAUGAACAAUCCACAUUAGCUGACGUCAUGUCGCGUAUUUUGGUCGCCUACGACAACCUCUUUCAGACAAGUUCACCCUACUCCUUCGGAUGGUAUCAGGUUCCACUGCAGGCAUCUCAGAAAGCCGUCUACUGGCAACUUCAUGGAAUUUACCUACCACCGCUGCUGCGUUCUGCCACAGUGAAAAAGCACAUGGUGGGAUAUGAACUUUUGGCUGAAGUGCAACGUGACCUCACGCCGGAAAAGGCAGCUCAUUUACUUCGCGACGCUGCAUCACGAGAACAUUACACGAAAACAAAACCGCACUAG